CCUACAUAUGAAUCAGAUAUCAGACCAGACACGCUUGAUAUAACAUAUGAUGAUGGGGAUACUCACGCCGAUCAGCGGCUGUGGAUAGAGUCCCUCAAAAAGAUGAAGGCAGAUUUUAAACAGGACUUACAGAAGGCGAGUGGAUGUACAUGGCGCGUCGAUGGUGACAAUUUAAAACUUUAUUUGAUGAAAGUUGCUAAAUUUCUCCGCGACAAGGAAGUCGACAAAGCGGGUGAUGUCCUUACACUUCUUGUUGUUACAGUGGCUGAAGUAUUAGGUUUGCUGAUCCACGUGAACAGAUAUUUCCUCUUUGACCUUGACAUAUGGGUUACUUGUUUUAUUCUUUCGUUUGAUGGAAAAGCUCGACAACACCUGUUAGAUCUGCUAAGAGACUUACACAAUAGCAUGAGUUAUGGUGACAUGAAAAUGGAAGAUUAUUAUGGAACCCCAGAAGAAGAGGAUCUAAUGGUGGUGCUACGCAUUAUACGCAUACCAUGUCGAUACGACACAAUGGAGUCUGAUGAAACAACAUUCCCUUUACCAAACAGUCUUCGUGCUGGAAAAGUGAGGAACGUGGGGUUGCAUCUGCUGGAAAACAAACAAUUCACGCCCGAGUUCACUGAGGAGCCAUUGUCACUGAUGCUGUUUCGAUUCAAAAGCCUAGUUAUGUACGGGCCUAGUAAUAUCGAUCUGACCAACUAUGGAAGCCUGCUCAUGCGCAAAUGUAUACAGAAGGAGGAACAGAUUUCCGAUGUUAACGAUACCAGUUCGGUGGCUGAAGAAGCUGAACUUGGUGACGAAAGCGAAGCCAAUCCAUCACCGCCGAAAACCAGACGGAUAAAUAGGACAUCACCUUGGAAACUCCAGUCCACAUCUGUUCUCUCGAGGAUACAGAUGGAUUUCGUAUUUCUGUACCUUUGUGAAAAACUGUACUUGGGUUCAACUGUUCGUCGACGAAAUUCGAACGACACCCGUAUAUUGGUGGAAGGAAUUCUACGUCUGGAGGAAAUGCGGGAUUCCCCAUCCGAGAGUUUAUCACUAAAGUCACGGCAACGCUGUUCUAACAUACUGGAUGUCAUUACAUUGGACAUCAAGGAGAGUAUACAAAACCAAAGUUUUCUGCAGAAUUACUCUUCACUUUUUGUGAAACAUAUUAACGCCUUCAACACAUCAUAUUGUAAGCAGACCAAGAACGUUAAACUGGUUACGAUGUUGACUACAUCUAAACACUUAUCGAUAGUCUGGCGGGCGCAGCUAUGUGGAAAUAUAGUGUGUUCUACACUCAAGUCCCUAUCAUCUUGGGACCUGUCCUCUUCAAGACUUUCUGUGGUUCAUUAUGAUGUCAUCGAAAACAUGACGUCAGAAACAAUAUGGUUGUUUCUUCAGGCUUCCUGCGUCGAAUGCCGAGAUAUUGUUACAGAGAUGUUAGAAACGUGCCUUGCCUGUACGUGCAGAGUGAUGAGCGAGCUGGUAUUUGACGUGUUUAGAAAACUAAAAGGCAGUUUGUACUACUUCAAACAUAACACAAUCAUGCUAAAGCUAUUCCUAAAUCAUCUGAGCGUGUCCAACACUUACGCAUGCCUAUCAAAAGACGAGAUCUUCGAUGAAAUUCUUACAAUUGGCAAGCGUAGUGGAGUCCAAUUCCAGAUCGUUGCAUUUCAGAACUGGGAACUCAUUUCACAAAAGCUUGAUAGGCAUCACCUAUCAAAGAUUCUUAGCACGAUACUCUCAUCGUUUGAUCCACAUUCACCCUGUGAAUUUAUUGAUGCCCUGAUGGUGUAUCUUCGUGCUAAAUGCCACCAUGACAUAGAAUGUAUGGAAUUCAUCACAGUCCUACCACCAGGUCUAAUCCGAACAAUGGCUCACGAAUGCGUUUACGUAAACGCCGAUCACUACUCUUGUCAGGUACUCUUUCAGGUCGCAAAGUUGGCAGUAGAAGAAGACCUCACUUCACUACCUUCAAGUCAAAUCUUAUGUGAAAAGAGUUAUAACUUACUUCAAAAAGCAUUUGACAAAUGCUACAUUGCGACAAACAACCAUAUCCAACGUUCGGUGUCCAACAUCCUGAAUUGGUUCUUCCAUAGGAUAACAAAGGUGGGAACAGAAGAGCGUGCGGAAGGGUCCCAGUUCAAAUCCUUCAUGCAUUGGAUAGGGUAUGUGUUCCGGUAUGAUCAAGAGAUCCAGCGAUCAUUUCUUUCGCAAAUGCAACACUCUCCACCUCUGCUGUCCGCCAUCGGGAAGUAUACGUCAUCAGGUGACAACAGCAUUAAUCCCUGCUGGCAUGAUUACUUCGAAGUAUUGUAAUUUACACUGUAUCAAAAAGGUUAAACAAAAUAUUACACUAUCAAGAAUAACAAAAAAGUGCGGUGUCUAGAUUUUCUUUGUCAUAACAUGUGUUGCAGUAGCAAUAAAAGUACUGACUGUUUAAAUACAAGUGAAACAACUUAAUGCAUGGUCCUUUAUCCAGGAACAAAAUCAGUAUCAGUACUUAGUUUAAAAUGAUAAUCACCGCUGAAGCAAGUGACAAAGAUCAAAUUUUAAGAUUUUCUUGUAUCCCUAACUAAAUUCCUAGUUAGUCUGGGUCCCGAAAUAUUGUGAUUACACAAAAAUGUAUGGCGUCCUAUCUUAUCUGGCUGACAGUUUAAUGAGCAAAAGAAGAGAGAAUCCUUUACUUACUCCAAUUCUAACAAUACAGUGCGUACAGAUUGUCCUGAUUUAAGCAACAAGGGCGAGAAUACACAUGUAUUCAAAAGAAAAGAACAGAUUCCUCCUACAUAACAGUUAAUAUUGUAUGGACAGCAUUCGAAGAUAGUUUUGUGAAGGAAGGAGUUCAAUUGUUGGAAAGAUAUGAUGGAACAGACGGGAGGAGAUCCUGCAGUUGCUAGGGAAAAGAUCAAUCGAUCGCACACAGGGAGGUAGCUGGCACGCGCUAUAUGACGCUGCUCACAAUAACAUAACGUCAUUAUUUUACGUUGAGAAACCAUGUCGUAAAUGAUGGCGUCAUCAAUUGUGAUGCACACUCCAAGGAGUAAUGAAGAGGGCGCGAUGAAAAACUUUCUUAAAAGGUUUUGCUUGUAGGUAUGUGAGAAAAAUAAUCAAUCAUUGGUCUGUUCCGCGAACAAGGAUGUCUCAACCCUCGUGUAAGAGUUUGACUGACCCGCACUCGACAAGCCUCGUGCUGACUGGCCAAACUCUUACACCCGGGUUGAAAUAUCCCUGUUCACGAAACACACCAAUGUUAGAUUCUAUAAAUCCUAAUUGAUACAUUA
Molecule: messenger RNA, 3269 nt
Organism: Pecten maximus
Lineage: Eukaryota; Metazoa; Mollusca; Bivalvia; Pectinida; Pectinidae
Cellular component (GO): Cul2-RING ubiquitin ligase complex
Source: RefSeq, a predicted model, not a curated record